This is a messenger RNA of Pestalotiopsis fici W106-1, 1812 nucleotides long. RefSeq lists its product as uncharacterized. The transcript is spliced from 4 exons. NCBI's taxonomy places the organism in Eukaryota, Fungi, Ascomycota, Sordariomycetes, Amphisphaeriales, Sporocadaceae. The record is from RefSeq and is a predicted model, not a curated record. The coding region runs from base 1 to 1812 and encodes 603 amino acids.
AUGGACGCGGCAUCAUUGAUUCUGGGCAUUUUACCCUUAGUUGCGGGCGCCAUCAAAGGAUACGGCGUACUGAAGAAGAAGUCAGACAUUUUUCGGCAUUACUCCCGAGAGCUGAAGCGUAUACAAAAGAGUCUCAACGUGGAACGGGAUGUCUUUCUAUGCGAGACGGAAACGAUGGUCCUUGCAGCUAUAGACGACUACUCGCUGGUAGGAUGUAUGAUCGAAGAUCCUGACCACCCUCAAUGGCGCAGUACAACAGUGGAAGAGUCAUUCAAGGAAGUUCUAGGACGCAGCUACGAUGAAUAUUACGAUACAAUCAAGAGCAUUUCUCAAGCGAUUCAAGAAAUACAGACAGAACUUGACUGCUUCGACGCAUCCGAGAGACAUGUGGCAGAGAAACAGAAGGAGGUAUUCCAACGGCUUCGCGACAGAUUCAAAGCAAGCUGGAAACAACCCACGCUCGAAGGGUCCCUAGCAAGUCUGACUCGAUGCAAUGGUAGUCUUCAGCGCCUUGGCAAACAGGCGAGAAAGAUUCAAGAGAUGCUAGCAAAGAAGACUGUGACCGACGGCCCUAAGAAACAACUUCCAAGGAAUUAUGAAGACUUUGAACUGGUCAGACGCGCCUCCAAAGCCGUUUACCUGGCUCUGUCGAAUGCAUGGUCUUCUCAAAACGGUGGGCGCCAGCCACCAAAAUCCCAUCAACACGAUGUUAGAUUUUUCUUGAAUACAACGGUCAUAGGCAGUAUGUCUAUGGAAUUAUUGGUGGCAUGUUCAAGCAAUGCGGCAAGAGAAGCAAAUGCGCCCAACAACCAUCCUAUCUCGCAGCCACUCAGACUUGAAAUCAAAUCCGAGGUCAUACAGAGGGUUGACUUCGUACCCCAGUCACAUUCAAACCCAAUCAGUGCAAUCAUAGAAGAGGGCCAGCCCAAGCAGCGAAAGGUGCGGUUUCAAGACGACGACACUCAUCGAAUGGGUAAAGAGAGUCCACCAGCGACACGUGCCCAACAGGAUGCCUUUGACAAGUCACACAUUCCAAACCUUCUGGAUCGGGAUUUAUGCUCCUUUCUGCACCAGACAGCUUCCAGGACUGGAAAAAGUGCUUGUACCGAAUGCGUCGGAUACCUCGAUUCCUGGUCCGAUGAGACUUUUAGGCACUCUAUCUAUGAUGUCGUUCCCAGUGCCUUUGACUUAGCGAGCGUGGUAUCCAUUCAGCAACUGCUUGAUAGCUAUUCAGCGGAAAGGUGCGUGAGAAUGGUGGACCAACUCAAACUCGCGCUCUCUUUAGUUGCCGCGGUACUCAAAUUCCACUCGACCCCAUGGCUGGCGCAGUAUGUCACCCUGAGGAAUGUCUCAUUGUUCCACACGAGUCAGGACUUUGAAGAAUGGCUCCCAACUUUACACUUUGACACAACUUUUGUGGACAAUCGACCGCAAACAUUGACGGAGGAGCAAGAGGCAGUUGGUAAGGCCAGCCAAGGGAACACCACGGAUACAAUGGCAAGAGUGAUUGAGAAUGCGAAAUUCGAUCACGGCAUUCGUAACAUGACUCUCUGGUGUCUAGGCGUCAUCCUACUUCAAGUCGGGCAUUGGUCACGUAUCGCCGAGCCAGACGACGUUCGCGCAGUGCGCCAGCUUUCAUGGGAGCCGACUGACUUUGGCGAGGAUUACGAAGAACUUACCCGACGGGUCCUCGAAUGCGACUUUGGCUUUGGCGGAGAUCUGUCGCAGGUCAAGCUCCAGCGAGCCGUGUAUGAGAGGGUAUAUCUUGAGCUUGCCAGCAUGAUUGAUAAAGUAGACAUACCCAGGUACUGA